UGCUAUUUAGUGCAUACCCUUGAGACCGAAGAACACCAUCUCGGACAUGAUUUCAAUGUUAUCCCGUAUAAAUACUCCGGCCGGUCGCGGCAAUUCUUCACUUGAUCAUUCCAGUUUGUUCAACACCCAUUACACCUAGCACAAUGGCUUUCAAAGUUAUCCUUGCCUGCGCCUUCCUCGCCGUGGCCCGCGCCGCCGGCCCAGCCGCCUACAGCAUCGGCUCCGUUGCCUACGGAUACGACGGAUCCGUCGGCAAUGUCCACGAACAAACUGUCAAGUCAUACGGAGGCCUCUCAUCCGUCUCCGAAUACUCCAAGAGCGUAGUCGGCCCCCACGCCACCGCCUACGCCCAGGUCUCCCGCUCAAGCAACUCCGGAUACGGAGCCGGCUACGGAUACGGUGCCGGUUACGGAUACGGUGCCGGUCACGGAUACGCUGCACCCGCCGUCGUAGCAGCCCCAUCCGUCGUCGCCGCCCCCGCCCCCGUCUACGGAGCCUACGGUAAGGUCGCCGCUCCCUACGCCGCCUACUCCGGCUACGGUGCCGGUUACGGAUACGGAGCUGGUUACGGAUACGGAGCCGGUUACGGAUACGGAAAGAGCUACGUCUCCUCAUACGCUACCCCAGCUGUCUCCACCUACGCUGCCCACGCUCCCGUCGUCUCCAGCUACGCCGCCCCCGCUGUCUCCACCUACGCUGCUCACGCUCCCGUCGUCUCCAGCUACGCAGCCCCCGCUGUCUCCACCUACGCCGCUCACGCUCCAGUUGUCUCCAGCUACGCUGCCCACGCUCCCGUUGUCUCUAGCUACGCUGCCCCCGCUGUCUCCACCUACGGAUACGGAAAGAGCUUCGUCUCCAGCUACGCUGCCCCCGCUGUCUCCACCUACGCCCACGCUCCCGUAGUCUCUAGCUACGCUGCCCCCGCUGUCUCCACCUACGCCCACGCUCCCGUAGUCUCCAGCUACGCUGCCCCCGCUGUGUCCACCUACGCUCAUGCCCCAGUUGUCUCCAGCUACGCUGCCCCUGUCUCCAGCUACGGAUACGGAAAGAGCUACGUCUCCAGCUACGCUACCCCCGCUGUCUCCACCUACGCUCACGCUCCCGUGGUCUCCAGCUACGCUGCCCCCGCUGUCUCCACCUACGCCCACGCCCCCGUAGUCUCUAGCUACGCUGCCCCAGCUGUCUCCAGCUACGCUCAUGCCCCAGUUGUCUCCAGCUACGCUGCCCCAGCUAUCUCUAGCUACGGCCAUGGCGCUGUUGCCCAUUACUAGAUUGUAAAUUAAAUAAAUCGUUACCACUGCCAGUUACCAUCAACAAGACUGCGAUACUCGCAAUUUUGUCGAUCGAAAACGUUAAACUUGGUAUCAUCAUUCGAUCAGUUCCUUUUUCUCAUUUGUCUUUCUGAUUCUUUUCAUCGAACAAAUUGUUAAUUUAUAUUUAUUUAUAAAUUUUGAUACAAUUCUGUCUCUUCAAAAUGUGAAUAAAAAGUUAUUUAUUUAUUUUUCAA
Bemisia tabaci is the source of this 1507-nucleotide messenger RNA. The record is from RefSeq and is a predicted model, not a curated record. NCBI's taxonomy places the organism in Eukaryota, Metazoa, Arthropoda, Insecta, Hemiptera, Aleyrodidae.